CGUACCUGCAUAUGGCGGACGCUCAGUUUGUGUUUAUGUCAAUAAAAAACUGAUUUUCGUUUACGCGGGUGAGGAUUUAUUAAAAUUUAUAAAAGAUUAUGUGUAAGUGGAACCUGUGAGUUUUGUGUAUUUUUUGUGAUAAUGUUUUACGUAACUGGACUCAAAAGCAACUUCAUAUCUUCAUUGGACUUAUAAGGACAUUUAGUUGCAAAACAGUGCGGGCCACGAUGUAUCCCGAGACCACACCCGCGCAGCCCGGCGCCAGUAAGAUGCGAGAGCGGCGACGCGCGCACCACCGCACCGCCGCUCUGCUGUUCGCCUGCCUAUUCUUCCUCUCUCAAGCCGACGCUGCUGAUCCGCCCGAGAUCACAAUCCGACCACGCAAUCUGCAGGUCCGCGCCAACGGUAUCGCCGCCUUUUACUGCGCGGCUCGAGGCGACCCCAUACCCAACAUCCAGUGGCGAAAGAACGGAAAAAGAGUUUCAAGUAUGCAGUCUCGUUACCAAGUUUCUGGAAUGGACUCGGCUGCCGGACCGAACGCUAAUGGCGCAGUGCUACGGAUCGAGCCGGUUCGAGCUCAGCGGGAUGAUGCUACGUACGAGUGCGUAGCCGAGAACGGAGUCGGCGACGCGGUCACUGCAGUCGCUACACUCACUGUAUUUGAAGCUGACAAGGUUCCACCAGGAUUCCCCAGCAUUGUGCCGCCCUCGUCUACAAUGGUCGUGGAAGUUGGUCAUACUGCGACGCUGCCAUGCCAAGCCAGUGGUAGCCCUUCGCCUCGUGUUCGCUGGCUCUGGAACUCGUUGCCAUUGGACGUUGCGUCGAACCCUAGAUAUGCACUGUUGAAUGAUAAAAUGCACGGGACUUUACAAAUUGUGAAAAGCGAGGAAGAAGACCAAGGGAAGUUUGAAUGUGUCGCCGAGAACGCCAUCGGAACGGAGUUCUCUAAGCCGACGUCGUUGUAUGUCAAAGUGAGGAGAGUUGCACCGCAGUUCUCUAUCCCCCCUCCCCCGCGCACCGAAGUAAUGCUCGGAGGGAAUCUCACGCUGAAAUGUGUAGCCUUCGGAUCGCCCAUGCCCACCGUCAAGUGGAGAAAAGGUCUGACGAAAUGGCUCACCUCGGAAGACAAUCCGCCGCUAGGACUGAACACGCUCAAACUAGAAGAUAUCAGAGAAUCAGCCAAUUACACUUGCGAAGCGGCCAGCGUGCUCGGCGUGAUAGAAACAACGGCUGAAGUCAAAGUACAAUCAUUGCCUGGACCACCGACUGAAGUUCGAGCAUCAGAAAUAACGGCGACAACUGUUCGACUAGCGUGGACUUACAGUGGCCCUGAGGAACCCCAAUAUUACGUCAUCCAGUACAAACCUAAAUACGCUAAUCAGGCAUUUAGUGAGAUAUCAGGAGUUAUCACACAAUACUAUUCAGUAACAAAUCUGUCUCCGUACACUGAGUAUGAAAUGUAUGUGAUUGCUGUUAAUAACAUCGGUAGAGGCCCGCCAUCGGCACCAAGGGUUUUUACUACAGGAGAAACUGUGGAUUCCCUUUAUGGAGGUGCAAAACCUGGGUCAGCGCCGAGAAAUGUCCAAGUUCGACCUCUGAGCUCCAGCACAAUGGUGAUUCAAUGGGAUGAACCGGAGACGCCUAACGGUCAAGUAACGGGGUACAAAAUUUAUUACACCUCAGAUCCGUCUCAACUUUUGCAAUCUUGGCACUCCCAAAUGAUGGACAAUAAUCACCUGACAACAAUCAGCGAGCUGACCCCUCACACGGUGUACACAAUACGCGUGCAAGCCUUCACGUCCGUCGGUCCCGGACCAAUAUCCGCCCCUGUACAAGUUAAAACCCAACAAGGUGUACCCUCUCAACCUUCAAACCUCGUGGCAGUCGAAGCCGGUGAAACAUCAGUGACUCUCUCGUGGAGAAGGCCAGCUCAUGCUGGAGACAAUAUAGUUUCCUAUGAGCUGUAUUGGAACGAUACAUACGCUAAGGAACACCACAGGAAACGGAUACCGAUAACCGAGACGUACACCCUGAACGGGCUGUACCCCAACACGCUGUACUACAUCUGGCUGGCGGCGCGCUCGCAGCGCGGCGAGGGCGCCACCACGCCGCCCAUCGCCGUGCGCACCAAGCAGUACGUUCCCGGAGCACCCCCGAUGAAUGUGACUGCCGUGGCUGUAUCUCCUACCGCCAUUCGGGUGUCAUGGCAGCCCCCGCCGGCCGAGCAGGCAAAUGGACGGAUCGCCUACUACAAACUUCUUUGCGUGGAAUCCGGGAGGGGAGAUUCGGAGGCCACAGUGGUGAAACUGAACCAGACGAGCUUCGUACUGGACGAGUUGCGUCGCUGGACGGAGUACCGCAUAUGGGUACUGGCGGGCACCAGCGUUGGCGAUGGACCCGCUUCGUACCCGGUCACCGUCCGCACUCACGAAGACGUGCCCGGAGAACCUCAAGAAGUUAAAGUGAACGCCAUCAAUUCGACGUCUAUUCAUGUGACGUGGAAGCCGCCUCCGGAAAAAGAGAAAAACGGUAUCAUAAGAGGUUAUCACGUUCACGUGCAAGAAGUGAGAGAAGAGGGUAAAGGUCUCCUCAAUGAUCCGAUGCGGUUUAACGUGAUGGACGACACGACCCUCGAAUUGAACGUAUCGGGACUUCAACCGGAUACGCGGUACAGCGUGCAGGUAGCGGCGCUAACCAGAAAGGGUGACGGCGAUAGAAGUGCUCCGGUCUCAGUUAAAACUCCCGGUGGAGUGCCAAACAGGCCAACAGUUAAUUUAAAGAUAUUAAAACAGGAUCCUAUAGUGUCAAUUGAAAUAGAAUGGGCUAAACCCACUCAAACCUAUGGAGACUUGCUGGGCUAUAGGUUGAGAUAUGGUAUUAAAGAUCAACCACUUGAAGAAGUUAAUUUUCCUGGAACCAAAGUUACCUCGCAUAGAAUAAACGAUUUAGAAAGAGGAGUGCAGUACGAAUUUAGAGUAGCCGGAAGAAAUCAAAUUGGAAUUGGCCAAGAAACAAUCAAGUACUGGCUGACACCAGAGGGUGCGCCAAAAGGACCGCCAACGAAUGUCACAUAUCACUUUCAAACGCCAGAUGUUAUUAGCGUAACCUGGGAACCACCAGUGAGGGCUGAUCGUAGUGGCCAGAUUAAAAAGUAUGACAUCCAGUUUUAUAAAAGAGGCGAUCAAUCAUCUAUGGUUGAAAAAACAACUGAGUUGACAAAGGUCGUCUUCACGAGCUUAGAAGAAGAUGCUCAUUAUGUGUUCAAAGUUAGGGCUUACACUGAUCAAGGUGCAGGCCCAUAUAGCAAAGAUGUUACGGCUCAUACUGAAAGGGAUAUCGGUAGAGCGCCCAUGUCAGUGAAAGCCGUGGCAACGUCGGAAUCCGGUGUAGAAGUAUGGUGGGAGCAGGUUCCGUCAAGGAAGAAAAUAUUAGGUUAUGUUAUAUUUUACACUAUGACGCCUGUAGAGGAUUUAGAUGAAUGGCAGCAUAUAAAUGUUCAUGUUACACAUUCUGCAAACUUAGAGAAUUUAGACAAAUUUGCAGAAUAUGCUAUUGCUGUAGCAGCGAAAACUGCUGACGGUCUCGGAAGGUUAUCGGAAAAGGUUACAGUUAAAGUGAAGCCCGAAGAAGUGCCUUUACAUCUUAGAGCUCAAGAUGUAUCCACCCAUUCCAUGACUCUAUCAUGGUCCCCCCCGUUACGCUUAAACCCGGUUAGUUAUAAGAUAUCAUACAAUGCUAUUAAAGAAUUUGUUGAUUCGCUGGGAAUGACGCAAACGCAAGAAAUUCCUAAAAGAGAAAUAAUAGUUAAACAUGACAGAACAUCAUACUCUAUAAAUGACUUAUCUCCGUUCACUACAUAUAAUGUUAACAUAAGUGCCAUACCUAAUGAUAAUUCCUAUAGACCACCUACUACAAUAUUUGUAACUACUCAAAUGGCUGCACCAAAACCAAUGGUAAAGCCAGACUUUUAUGGUGUUAUUGAAAAUGAAAUACUCGUAAUUCUACCUCAAGCGUCAGAAGAAUACGGACCUAUUUCACAUUAUUAUCUAGUUGUAGUUCCUGAUGAUAAAACACAUAAUCAUAAAAACCCUGAUCAGUUUUUAACAGAUGAUUUAAUUAAAAAUAACGCUCGGACAGAUGACGAAAAUGCACCGUAUAUAGCUGCUAAGUUUUUACAAAGGAAUAUACUUUACACGUUCCAUCUUGGUAAUGAUGAGUUGUAUGAGGGUUUCCUUAACAGAAAAUUAAACCUAAAUAAGAAAUACAGAGUCUUCGUUAGAGCCGUCGUUGACACGCCUCAAAAACAUUUGUACACGUCCAGUCCGUUCUCGGAAUAUCUAUCAUUAGAUAUGCGCGAAGCUCCGCCCGGUGAAGAACCAAGUAGGCCUGAUCCUAAAGACAUUAACGGUGAUCCCGAAAUCAGAAUAGAAGAAAACAGGAAGGAAGCUGGCAUGCUUUGGGUUGUCGGGCCUAUAAUAGCAGCAUUAAUGCUUUCCUUGUGUUUGGUACUUUUGUUCAUCGUCAAAAGAAGAAGACAGCCUUGUAAAACACCAGAUCAAGCAGCUGUUACGCGACCUUUAAUGUCUGCUGAUAUAGGCUUCGGUGCGCCUUCCGACCCGGUCGAAAUGCGACGCUUGAAUUUCCAAACACCGGCCAUGAUUUCUCAUCCUCCUAUUCCGAUAUCGGAACUCGCUGAACAUAUAGAUAGACUUAAAGCUAAUGACAACCUCAAGUUUUCGCAGGAGUACGAAAGUAUAGAACCGGGUCAGCAGUUUACAUGGGAUCACUCCAAUAUGGAAGUAAAUAAACCUAAAAAUCGUUAUGCAAAUGUUAUCGCUUACGAUCAUAGUCGUGUCAUAUUGCAACCAAUUGACGGAAUACUUGGAAGUGAUUAUAUAAACGCCAACUAUUGUGAUGGCUACCGUAAACAUAACGCCUACGUCGCAACUCAAGGGCCGCUUCAAGAAACGUUUGCUGAUUUUUGGCGUAUGUGCUGGGAACUUCGAACGUCCACUAUAGUAAUGAUGACAAAAUUAGAAGAGCGAACCAGGAUAAAGUGCGACCAAUACUGGCCCAGUCGAGGCAGUGAGUCGUAUGGCAUGAUGACGGUUACCAUCGCAGAAGUUCAGGAACUUGCCACUUAUUGUAUUCGAACCUUCCAAGUCACUCGAAAUGGGGGUGCGGAACGUCGGGAAAUCAAACAACUGCAAUUCACUGCUUGGCCCGAUCAUGGAGUACCAGACCAUCCAGCUCCCUUCUUGCAAUUCCUUCGUCGCGUACGUGCGCUUAAUCCACCUGAUGCUGGACCAUUGGUCGUCCAUUGCUCUGCUGGGGUCGGUCGUACUGGUUGUUUCAUCGUCAUUGAUUCGAUGCUGGAGAGAGCAAGACACGAACGCACUGUUGAUAUAUAUGGUCACGUGACUUGCUUACGAGCCCAGCGCAAUUACAUGGUUCAAACCGAAGACCAGUACAUCUUUAUCCAUGAUGCCUUACUCGAAGCCGUUAUUUGCGGCGACACGGAAGUACCAGCUCGCAAUUUGCACUCCCACAUCCAAAAGCUGAUGCGUAUCGAUACGAUUGAGAACAUCACUGGUAUGGAAUUGGAGUUCAAGAAACUCGCCAACAUGAAGGCAGAUUCGAGCCGAUUCGUAUCUGCCAGCUUGCCUUGUAAUAAACAUAAGAAUAGACUGGUCCACAUCUUGCCCUAUGAGUCCACUCGGGUCUGUUUGACUCCACGCGAUGGUUCCGACUACAUCAACGCUUCGUUUGUGGAUGGUUAUAGAUACAGGGCCGCUUAUAUUGCAACUCAAGGUCCUUUGCCGGAUACGACUGAUGACUUCUGGCGAAUGCUCUGGGAGCACAACUCCACUAUUAUUGUCAUGCUUACGAAGUUGAAGGAAAUGGGCAGAGAAAAAUGUCACCAGUAUUGGCCCUCUGAUCGCUCCGUGCGCUAUCAGUGCUUCGUCGUCGACCCCAUCGCCGAGUACAACAUGCCCCAGUACAUCUUGAGGGAAUUCAAGGUAACGGAUGCUCGCGACGGAGCGUCCCGGACGGUCCGCCAGUUCCAGUUCACGGAUUGGCCGGAACAAGGCGUGCCCAAGAGCGGCGAAGGGUUCAUAGACUUCCUCGGACAGGUGCACAAAACCAAAGAGCAGUUCGGACAAGACGGGCCCAUCACUGUACACUGCAGCGCGGGCGUGGGUCGCACGGGCGUGUUCAUAACGCUGUCGACGGUGCUGGAGCGCAUGCAGUACGAGGGCGUGGUGGACGUGUUCCAGACCGUACGCACGCUGCGCACGCAGAGACCCGCCAUGGUGCAAACUGAGGACCAGUACGAAUUCUGCUAUCGCGCAGCGCUGGAAUACCUCGGCUCGUUCGACCACUACGCCAACUGACGCUGAGAUCGACUCGUCUAAAGUCAACCCUUAACCUUGCCGCAUGUAUGUAAAAGCCUUAUUGAACGAAAUAAAAAAAAAAUAUUGUCUAUGGUUAAAUGUCAUAUUGGAAAAUAGUACGCAUGUCGUUAAGAAUAUAGAAUUAUAUUAAAUGUAUUGUAGAAUCUUGUAACUGUCAUCAUACGAUAUAUACCUGUAAAUGAUAAAUGAAAUAAAAAAAUAACGAAGAUUUAUGGAUUCUUCGAAAAGAUAUUCCAUAUUCUAGCUACGUAUUCAAUUUUAUAAUAAGAUUACCCUUUAUGCAAGCGUCAUUUUAAUGGCGAACUACGCUCACAGCAGACGCUCUCGUAUUAAAAUUAUGCUCUUUCAAUUACCAUAUUGAGAACGACAUUAUAAUACCGCGGAUAUAUAUCGGGUAGAGACGAGUGUUUUUUUAAACAAUUCGAUAGUAUCAUUCAUUCGGAUCAAUUUGAAUGUAACUAUAUUAUUAAUGAUAUGCGUUAUGUAAAAAGAAGGAACGAAUGUUUUUGUCUUUUCUUUUUUUUUUUUUUGUUAAAUUCAUGUUAAAAUAGUCGGCAGGGCUUAGGUAAUAUCAAUUGGACGCAGUGUUCUCACGGAACUGACUGAUGUACUUGAUCAAUCCAGUGUCGUAUACCUAUGAGGCUAUUGUGUAUGAGUGCCUAGGAAAUGUUACUUAUGAUGUAUAUUUACGAUGACCAUUGUAAACAUGUUUGUGAGUCCGAAGGGUAAAUAUAUUUAAUGAAUCAUCAACCUAGAUACCCUAUUAUAUUAUAAACAUAGAUAAACACCUUAAAGCACGGCUGUUCGAGCUAUUUUUUAAAAUUGGAACAGUAUAUCAAAAAAAAAAAAAAACGUCGAUAUUUAAAAUUUGAAACGAUGCAAUUUAAAUAUAGAAGAGAAU
Nymphalis io (European peacock) is the source of this 7317-nucleotide messenger RNA. RefSeq names its product tyrosine-protein phosphatase Lar (gene Lar). Gene Ontology annotation, biological process: protein dephosphorylation. NCBI's taxonomy places the organism in Eukaryota, Metazoa, Arthropoda, Insecta, Lepidoptera, Nymphalidae. Gene Ontology annotation, molecular function: protein tyrosine phosphatase activity; protein binding. The transcript has 25 exons. The record is from RefSeq and is a predicted model, not a curated record. The coding region runs from base 228 to 6395 and encodes 2055 amino acids.